GAAACAACAACGGCAAAAUGCUGCUUAUCGUUAGUUACCGGACAGCAUCAGCGCGGGGAAGCACCUCCCCGUCCGGAGCCCCCCGGCCUUUCGCCGCAGGCCGGCCCGGCGGUGCCUCCGCUCCCUCGGGCACACGCACACCCGCGCCGCUCCCACCACGCGUGUCUUUUUUGACACAGAGCAGCAGCCUAUUGGAUUGCUACCACAGGACGGGUUCAGGCGCUUCCCCCACGCUCCGCUUCUUUUUUCUUUCCUUUCCUUCCCUUCCUUUCCUAGGCUCCGCUUGCCGUAGCAUACACCCUCCCGAGGGGUUUGCCUGGAUCAUUUAUUUAUCCUGUGCGCAUUAAGAAACCACCAUUAGGCUUUGGUGGGAGGCGCCUUACUUUCUGCGCGCUAGCCUGCCUCCCUUGCGCUGCGAUAGGAAUACACAAUUGAACAGAAGCUGCAAGCUUGGCAGGAGCUGCCUUCUGCGUGCCUAUUUAUUUACCGGAUCCGUAUCUUUUUGCCGACUGGGUCAUUGCCGCCCUCCCCCCUCCAGGGCUUCAUCUUUUUUUUUUUUUUUUUUUGUGUGUGUGUGUGUAUUUUUUUUAAUUCUUUUUUUUUUUUUUUUUUUUUUUUUUUUUUUUUUUUUACCACGGGAACCCUCGCCGGAGUUUCGAUGCCGGGCCGGACUUAGCACGGGCGCGGAGGAGCUGCGCGGAGCCGUGCCUCCUGCCCCCGGGCCCCGCCCGCGGAUCGGCCUCCCUGGCCCGGCGCCGGCCGCGGGUUGGCCGCGGGGCCGCGGAGUGGCGGGUGCGCUGCGCCGCGCCGCCGCCUCCCCGCGGAGCAGCCGAGGGAUGCUGCUGCGCCGCGGCCGGGCAUAGGCAGGAGCCGAGCGGGCGGGGGAGGGAGCGGAGGGAAGGAAGGAAAGAAGGAAGGAAGGAAGGAAGGAAGGAAAGACGGAAAGAAAAGAUCCCUCAGCCCCGAGGGGAGAGGAAAAAGAGGAGAGGCGAGAAGGAGCGUGAAUGUGAAGGAAUGUGCCUGCUCGCCGCCGGAGCCGCACGCUUGGGAUAAAAAAAAAAAAUAAAUCGAGGAGGCUGAUUCUUGCGACUUAUUACCCGGAAAAAAAAAAAAAAAAAAAAAAAAAAAAAAAAGAAAAGGGAAAGAAAAGGAAAAUCCGAGAGCAGAGGGAGAAGGAGAGCGAAGAGGCUGAAGCGGGCAGCGCGCAAGAGGAGGGCGCCCGGCGGAUGGCGCGGCCGUCCCGCUGACUCCGCGGGCGCGGGAGGCUGCGCGGGGCGGCGCGGCGCGGCGCGGGGCAUGCCAUGCCGGCGGCGUGACUGAGCGGGGCGCUCCCGCCGCCCGCUCCGCUGCGCCGCGCCGCGCUCCCCUCCGCCCCGCUCCGCUCCGCUCUCCUCCGCCCCCCUCCGCCGCAUGCCGCCGGCAGCCGCGGCGCGCUGAUGCCCCGGGGCCGCGGCGGCGCUGCGGACGGCCCCUAGGAUGAGCGAGGGGGCUGCCGGCGCCGCGGCGCCCGGGGCGGCGGAGGCGGCUGCGGCGGGGGGCCCGGUCGGGGAUGGGGCCGGGGGGCCGCCGCGGGAGCUGCGCUGCAGCGACUGCAUCGUCUGGAACCGGCAGCAGACGUGGCUGUGCGUGGUGCCCCUCUUCAUCGGCUUCAUCGGCCUGGGGCUCAGCCUCAUGCUCCUCAAGUGGAUCGUGGUGGGCUCCGUCAAGGAGUACGUCCCCACCGAGCUGAUGGACGCCAAGGGCGUGGGGCAGGACCCCUUCUUCCUCUCCAAGCCCACCGCCCCCCCCCGCGGCGCGGAGACCACCGCCGCCGCCACGCCGCGGCCGCCCAGCCGCGUCAGCCCCCGCCUCACCACGAUGAGCCGGGCCCCCCCGCGGCCCCCCGGCACCCGCGGACCGGCGCGGAGCGCUCCGCGGCCCACCGCGGCGCGGCACCCCGCCGCGCCCCACACGGCGCCGCCCGCCAGCGGCCCCCCCGGCACCGCCGGCCGCGGCGCCCGGCCGCCGCCCGCCGCCCCCAGCACCCCGCCGCUGCCCGCCUGGCCCACUGCGGCACACGCUACCUCCUCCUACAAGAUCUACGUCCACGACUCGGCGCCGUCCUGGACCUUGUCGCCCUUCCAGGAGUCCACCACCACCACGCCGGAGGCCAGCACGACCCCCAAAACCCAUACUACAACGUAUUCCACUGAGCGAUCUGAGCACUUUAAGCCAUGCAAAGACAAGGAUCUUGCAUAUUGUCUCAAUGAAGGGGAAUGCUUUGUGAUUGAAACCUUAACGGGAUCACAUAAACACUGCCGGUGCAAAGAGGGCUACCAAGGAGUCCGCUGUGACCAAUUUUUGCCGAAAACCGACUCAAUCUUGUCAGAUCCAACAGACCAUUUAGGAAUUGAAUUCAUGGAGAGCGAAGAAGUGUACCAGCGCCAGGUGCUGUCUAUUUCCUGUAUCGUCUUUGGCAUAGUCGUAGUGGGCAUGCUUUGUGCAGCGUUCUACUUCAAAACAAAGAAACAAACAAAGCAAAUUCAUGAACAGCUGAAAGAAACACUGAAUAGAAAAACCUACAGCCUAAAUGCUUCCAGCAUGAUGGCAAAGUCAGAGUGUAUGGCACAAAGCCGAGUCCAGCUGCAAAAUUAUUCAAAAACAGAUAGGCAUCCUGGGCCUAUUCUGGACAAAGUUAUGGAGUCUAGUUUUUCAGGCCCUCAGUCUUUCCCAGAGGCCUUGUCUCCUGACAGAGGAACCCAGCCCAUCAAGCAACAUAGAAGUCUCUCUUCAUGCUGCAGCCCAGGACAAAAAAGUGGGAUGCUACAUAGAAAUGCCUUUCGGAGGACUCCUCCCUUACCUCGGGGCAGGUUCAAUGGAAUUACAGGACCAGCAUAUCAACAGCUAGAAGAGUCAAGGAUCACAGACCAGGACACAGUACCUUGUCACAGGUAUUCAUCCAGUGGUUUAAAAACUACUCAGAAUACUUCAAUAAAUAUGCAACUGCCUUCAAGAGAGACAACCCCUUAUUUUAAUAACGUGGAUCAGAAGGACUUGGUCAGCUAUUCAUCUUCAAGGGCCAACUCCGUUCCCAUCAUCCCGUCUGUGGGCUUGGAUGAAGCCUGCAUGCAAAUGCAAAAUGUUUCUGAAGUAACAGGCAUCAAAUGGUGCAAAAACUCCUAUUCAGCUGAACUUGUCAAUGUGAGUUCCCCAGUCAGUAAUUGUCUUAUAGCAGAACAACACGAAGUGAAAAUAUUGCUAGAAACUGUGCAGGAGCAGAUUCGGAUUCUGACGGACGCGAGGCGGUCGGAGGACUAUGAACUGGCGAGUGUAGAAGCGGAGAGCAGCGCGAGCGAAAACACAGCCUUUCUGCCCAUGAGCCCCAUGGCCAAGUCAGAGCGAGAGGCGCAAUUUGUCUUAAAAAGCGAAACGCAAAGAGACUCGGUAUUGACCAAGUGACUUUGUGUGGGGGUUGUGGGAGGGGAAGCAAGAGAUCUGUGCAUUCGAUGCUUUGCUAAACAGGAAGGGAGGAAAUUAAAUACAAAUUAUUUAUAUGCAUUAAUUUAAGAGCAUCUACUUAGAAGAAACCAAAUAGUCAAUCGCCCUCAUAUCAUAGUGUUUUUUAACAAAAUAUUUUUUUAAGGGAAAAGUUCCAGGAUGGAUGAAACGUACAUCAGGUGCUUUCUAGGCAGGAUUACACAUACAGUUUCAGUUACAGAGCAUUUACCAUGGUCCUGUUCGGCUGUCUGAAGGCUCAGGCUAUGCAUCUUUUUUUCAGUAAAGGCCAAGACCAUUCUUAGAUCCAUUUCUGGUUUCAGGGCAGCGCUGCAGUAAGCUGCUGACCAGGGAAUCAGACCCUGGGGAGUAAGUCCCAUGACGCCAUCACAGACCCGGUCCCCUCUCCACCUCUCCUCUUGGUUCCAGGUUCAUACCAUGGAAACAGGCACACAGACAUCUGCUUCUGAGGUCUGGUACCUGCUGUGGAAUGACAAUAAAUCCCUAAAUUGAGCCAGAUUCUUAACUCUCAACUUAAAGGUUCCAGUCACCUCAGGAAAGUCAAUGGAAACGUUUAGGAGUUUUGGGUUUGGCCAAGUGUGGAGUGGGAUUGGGGUCUGUAGAGGUGCAGUGGUCAGGAACCCACGGCUGCUCCAUCUUCUGAGCUUUUCCCAUCAGAGCUGCCUUGCUAGAGAGUGAGGAAGAACAAGAGAAAGUACACAGGUUUGGUUUUGGUUUUUGGUUUGAAUUUUUUUAAGUGGGAACAUAAACUCUGUUGUUCGUUACCAACCCCUCAACAUCUCUGAACUGUUAUACUUUGAAGGCAUUUGUAAGCUCUCAAGGAGCACUUAUGAGUGUGUGUGCAUUUCUUUUAACUUAUUUUUGAUUAUGGGUUGUUCAGAGAAGGGUCAGGGAGAUCCCAUAUGAUCAAAAUGCAGCCGAUGUGUCCACACUGCCCUAAUUUGUUCCCACCUUCAGUUCUCAAGUCACUUUAAUUAAUUGUGGCUUAGGCUUGUGAACUUUAAAGCUUCAACCCUGCAGAUGGUUCAGUAUGGGCAGACCCACAAGCACGCACCGAUCUGAUUCUAAUGGGGCUAUAUAAGAGCAGAUGGUUUCCACCAAAUCACUCCCUGUAGGGGAUCAAGGCCUUAGAGAAGAAAUGUCAUUUCCUGGUUGCCGUAUCCCAGUCACAUUAUAAACAAUUUUUGCAUUUGCUUUCGAGUCCCUCUUUGCCCAAUAAAUUGUAACACAAUAUGCCAAUAAUGCAAUUAAUUGGGUUCAGUGACACACACAUUACGGGUUUUAUUAGUAUUAAAAUAUCUGCUUAUUCAUGGGGAAAAAGAAAAUCAACUAUAAUAAAUAAUUGCUAAAUAGCCUUCCCUGGUUAAUGCCAGAAGAUUGAUUUUUAAAAAAUUUACAGUAUAUAAGGAAUGUAUUAAAAUUUUCCUUUGCAGCAAAUUAAUUGUUAAAUUUAUUAAUGUGCCCCAGACUUUCCAGUUCACAAGUCUCAAGACUUCCCAAAAUAGCACAAUCAAUCACCUAGUGCUGUUGUAUGUUGAGUCAGAAUAAAGCAAUAUUUUAACCUCUGUCAAGUAAAUUUGGAAAAGAAAUGCUGAAGGUGUAUGUCAUUUUUUUUUGUUAAGGCAGUAAAAAAUUACUAUUCACGGUCUUCAUUCAGCAAGUCUUAUUUUGGGUUUCUUUUGCAGUUUUGGUUUGUUUUUUGUUUUUUGUUUUUUGUUCUUUUUUUUUUCCAAGAUAAAGUUGAUGAAAUUGUCUUGUUUACAGAACUUUCUAUGGCUGUAAUCUUUGCUGUGUGUUUUCAAUAAAAAUAUGUUUGAGGGCAAACUCUGCUUUAUGCCCCAGGAUGGAGCAUGCCUCGUCCAGUCUCCCUUCUUCAGAGACACAGAGCUUUUGUUGUAGCAGUAAGGUGGGAUCGCCGUGAGGAGUGCUCUCACCCUGACAUGUUUCUGCAGUGUGUUGUGGCUGGGCACAGUCUCUCUGUGCAUGAUCUGAGCUGAUCUGUGGUGGAUAUGGCCCCAAGCCCACACCACAUAAACCCUCUGAAAGAUGAGGUGUGUUAGGUGGGGGUCAGCUUUGCAUCCUUACAGUCAUGUGACUUUUUCUGUCAGCACCUUUUACAUCCCAUCAGCUCAGGAUAUGAGCAAAGUGAGCUUGCCUCUGCCCAUAAGCCCUGUGGACAUACCUGUAAUAUAAAAACUGGCUACUAUAUAAAACUCUGAUUCAAUAAUUUAUGAAGUGCAAUCGCAAUUCAUUAAUUUGUCACCAUUAAUUUUGUCAAGAGAUGGUGUCUCUGCAAUAAAGUGCAGAAUACUCCCCAAAUAGAUGUUUCAAAAUUAAAUCUUUUCAAUCCAAACGUAAGGCCUUCUUGCCCCCAAAUCCUGCCAAACUCUGCAAAUUCACCUUUGGCAAAGUAUUGGAAACACACGGCAAGAUUUCUGUUGAAGAAAGAACCAUAUCAUAACCAAUGCCUUUAUGGAGAGAAUGUGUUCACUCAGAACCCCUGAAAGACCCAGAAAGAGGGGAAGAGCGAUGUAUUUAAGAGAAUGAAAUGUUUGACUGAAUGGCAGAUGAAGAUCUGAAAUGGUGAGGAUAUCUUCAGUUCAUGUUAGAGAUGCGAUCUUGUACUCAGCAAAGGAUGUGUGACUGUUAUAUGUUAACUGUUCUAUUCAGUUUUCAGCAUGUUUGAAUAGAGAGACGUUAAUAUUAACCAUAUGACAGACUAGUGUAUUAUUUGUUAAGAGUAUCACUUCAGAUCCUGUUGAAACUGUCAUUGUUUGCAGAGGAAAAGAAAAAGGUUUGAAAACAUGAAA
Tyto alba (common barn owl) is the source of this 6305-nucleotide messenger RNA. It is a transcript of the gene NRG3, whose product is annotated as neuregulin 3. Gene Ontology annotation, molecular function: chemorepellent activity. Gene Ontology annotation, biological process: animal organ development; intracellular signal transduction; nervous system development. The record is from RefSeq and is a predicted model, not a curated record. Bases 1477 to 3438 code for a protein of 653 amino acids. Lineage: Eukaryota; Metazoa; Chordata; Aves; Strigiformes; Tytonidae. The transcript is spliced from 9 exons.